AUGACGACAAUGAUAGGCACUCUGUCUGCGUUUGACGUGAAGGAGCAGACAUGGGAAGAAUAUUGUGAGAUACUAGAGCAGUUUUUUGAAGCUAACGGAAUUGAUGAUGGAGAAAAGCAGAGAGCUAUCCUCAUCAGCGUGGUGGGACCAGCCACAUACAAGCUCAUAAGGAACCUGGUGAGUCCAGAUAAGCCCAGCUCGAAAACAUACGGUCAGUUGAAAACUUUAAUGAAAGAGCACUUCAAUCCAAAACCGAGCGAAAUAGUGCAGAGAUACAAAUUUGACUCGCGCUCCCGCCAGCCUACUGAGACCGUCAGUGCAUACGUAGCAGAACUGAGACGAUUAGCACAUGAUUGUAACUAUGGUGUUACGCUGGGACAGAUGUUAAGAGACCGACUUGUGUGCGGUAUUAAUGAUGACAGAAUUCAAAGACGCUUGCUGUCUGAAACAGACUUGACUUUUGAGAGAGCAUUCAAAAUUGCAGUAGCUGCAGAAGCUGCUAAUAAAAAUGUUCAAGACCUCCAUAAAGCACCGUUAGUAGCAUGCAACAGCAUGAGGACGGAGGGAACACUAAAAAAGGAGGGAGAAUGGAAAAAGAGAGAUAAAGAAUGCUACCGAUGUCAUGGGAAGCAACACAGUGCAGCCGAGUGUAAAUUUAAGGACGCAAAGUGUCACUGCUGCGGGAAAGUAGGACAUAUAGCUAAAGCUUGCCGAAAUAGAAAUAAGGAAGGUGCACGUCCCAGUGAAAAGAAAACAUACAGAGCAGAGAAAACCUACAGAGCAGAGCGGCGUUCAUGCCCACAUCGAUCACAUAACGUAGACUGUGAAAAGCAGGAUGGUGAUAGAUCCGAAGAGGAAGCAUUCACAUUAAACUGCAUGGAAACGGAGACAUCAAUUCAGAGAAUAAAACCGUUUGAAGUGACGAUGAAAGUGAAUAAGAAGGCAGUACCUUUUGAAAUUGAUACAGGAUGCAGUGUAAGCAUAAUGAAUGAGACGAAGUUCAAUGAGAUGUGGAACGAAAAGCAACGUCCGCAAAUAAGACAAACUAAACUUCUACUGAAGUCGUAUACAGGGGAGAAAAUCAAAGUAGUGGGGGUAGCCAAUGUGGAAAUCAACUACGAGCAGCAAGUAAAGACGUUGCCCCUAGUGGUGGUUAAAGGUACAGGACCUAGCUUGCUAGGAAGAGGAUGGCUAGAGGCUCUAAAGUUGAAGUGGGAAGAAAUCAAAAAUGUGAGAACAGAGGCACAAAGUCUACCGGAAGUGCUCAUGAGAAAUGAGGAUGUUUUCAAGCAGGAGUUAGGCAUGUUAAAGGGCAUGAAAGCAACAAUUCGAGUAUCUGCGGAAGCACAUCCUAAAUUCUAUCGGCCCCGCUCAGUCCCUUAUGCCAUGAGGGCAAAAGUAGAAGAGGAGAUAGACAGGCUGCUGAAGGAGAACAUCAUAGCUCCCGUUAAAUACGCUGAAUGGGCCGCGCCCAUAGUUCCUGUCUUGAAGCCAAAUGGGUCGGUCCGAAUAUGCGGAGAUUACAAACUAACCGUUAACAGUGCCUCCUCACUAGAACAAUACCCUAUUCCCCGUGUCGAAGACCUGUUCAAUACUCUGUCAGGAGGAAAACAGUUCUCCAAGCUCGAUCUAAGCCACGCCUACCAACAGAUCGUAAUGGAUGAUGCCUCAAAGAAAUACCUCACAAUAAACACACACCGAGGCCUGUUCACCUACAAUAGGCUCCCUUUCGGAGUCUCAUCAGCUCCCGCCAUCUUCCAACGAACGAUGGAAAACCUGCUACAAGACCUUCCAAGAGUGGCUGUGUAUCUAGACGACAUUAUUCUGACGGGGAGAGAUGAAGUCGAACAUCUGAGAACACUGGAUGAGGUACUUAGGCGACUGAAAGACGCUGGCCUACGACUUCACAGAAGCAAAUGUGCGUUUCUACAAAAUGAGGUGGAAUAUCUAGGGCAUGUAGUUAAUGCUGAAGGCUUACAUCCUUUACAGAGCAAGGUGAGAGCCAUAGAGGAAGCUCCAUCUCCCACCACAGUAACUGAGCUAAAGGCCUAUCUAGGUCUUUUGAAUUAUUAUAACAAGUUCCUCCCUAGUCUAGCUACACGCUUAGCCCCGUUACACAAGCUGCUGAGGAAAGAUGUUCCGUGGGCCUGGAACAAGGAGCAGGAAGAAGCUUUCCAGAACUCAAAACAGUUGCUGAAAUCAGCUAAAGUCCUGGGUCACUAUUCAGCGGACAAAGAUUUAGUGCUUGCGUGCGAUGCCUCUCCAUACGGAGUAGGUGCCGUACUGUCACAUGUCAUGGAAGACAGUAGUGAAAAACCUUUAGGCUUCAUGUCACGCACACUAACACCAGCAGAGAAGCGCUACUCACAGCUCGAUAAGGAGGGGUUAGCCGUCAUUUUUGGGAUCAAAAGGUUUCACAAAUACAUCUACGGACGAACAUUCAAAAUCACCACUGACCACAAACCACUGAUAUCACUUUUUCAUGAGAAAAAGCCAGUGCCACAGAUGGGGUCACCAAGAGUACAGAGGUGGGCGACACUCCUCAGAGCUUAUGAGUAUAAGAUCAUAUACAAACCUGGCCAGGAACAUACAAAUGCAGAUGCACUGAGCAGACUACCACUGCCGCAAACAGAGGAAGAGGAUGAGACAGAGCAGGUCCUCAUGUUGGAGGUCAUGGAGGAUCCACCAAUCACGACAAAACAGGUUAGACAGUGGACAGCUAAGGACGAAACACUCUCCCAAGUGCUAGUAUGGUGUCUAAAAGGAUGGCCGAGGGAGGUGGAUGCAGUGUACAAACCCUACAGUCAGAGAAAACUGGAGCUGAGCGUGAAAGAUGGGUGUGUGCUCUGGGGGGCCAGAGUGGUCAUUCCGCAGAGGAGUAGGGAAGAAAUUUUAAAACAGUUACACCACACACACCCAGGAAUAUCGAGAAUGAAGGGCUUAGCACGUUCAUACGUUUGGUGGCCGGGGAUGGACUCCGAAAUUGAAAAGGAAGUGCAGUCCUGCCAUACAUGUCAGGAAAGCAGGAACCCUCCAGCAGGAGCACCGCUACAUCCAUGGGAAUGGCCGGAGACACCCUGGAGCAGACUGCAUGUGGAUUACGCCGGCCCGUUUCUAGGAAAAAUGUUCCUUGUCAUUGUAGACGCACACUCCAAAUGGAUUGACGUGUACCCAACAAGCACAGCAACAAGUCAAGUGACCGUUGAAAAGCUCAGACAGUGUUUUAGCAUACAUGGCCUGCCCCAGACUUUAGUAUCCGAUAAUGGAACUUGCUUCACAAGCCAAGAGUUUCAAGCAUUCCUAAAACAGAAUGGCAUACAGCACAUAACAUCCGCUCCAUUCCACCCGGCGUCAAACGGCCUAGCGGAAAGAGCUGUACAGUCAUUCAAACAAGGAAUAAAGAAGAUAAAAGGAGACACUCUGGACACAAGAAUAGCUAGAUUUCUGUUUAAUUACAGAAUUACACCGCAAACCACGACCGGAUUGUCACCAGCUGAAAUGCUCAUGUCCAGGAGAUUGCGCUCAACUCUGGAUCUUCUACUGCCUGAUGUGAAGUCAAAGAUACGUAAGAAACAACUCAAGCAGAAAGAACAACAUGACGCACAUAGUAAGUGGAGGAGUUUUUCUCCUGGGGAUGAGGUGUACACCCGAAACUACAGUCAUGGACCCCGUUGGGUACCAGCAGUCGUUGAAGAGAGCACAGGACCUGUAUCCUAUACGGUACAAACAGGAGAUGGAAGAGUCAUGAGACGUCAUGUCGAUCAAAUUAAAAAACGGCAUACCAUAGUAACUGGUGAAACGCCUAUGCCUGACAGUACAGAGGAGCCUACCGGUCUUCAGGUCUCUGAUACAGUAUUGGAGGGCCCGCCUGCAGACUUUGCCGUCACCACUUCGGUCAGAGAGAGAAUGACUGCUUCUGAGACAGCCCAAGCACACCCCUCAGUUGUGGAACAGACAGAAACAGAGGCAGAUCCACUACCUGUGCUGCGCCGCUCCGAGCGCACAAGACAGACUCCUACUUACCUGAAAGACUUUGUGAAAUAG
This is a messenger RNA of Carassius carassius (crucian carp), 4044 nucleotides long. RefSeq lists its product as uncharacterized. Gene Ontology annotation, molecular function: zinc ion binding; nucleic acid binding; aspartic-type endopeptidase activity. The transcript has a single exon. The record is from RefSeq and is a predicted model, not a curated record. Bases 1 to 4044 code for a protein of 1347 amino acids. NCBI's taxonomy places the organism in Eukaryota, Metazoa, Chordata, Actinopteri, Cypriniformes, Cyprinidae. Gene Ontology annotation, biological process: proteolysis; DNA integration.